GCGCAAUUCGACUAAAUAUCUCAUAGCAUUUUAUUAUAAUCCAACAUUACCAAUAUAUAUUUAGCAAGAAUUACUAUAAUGUUUAUACCUUUUAUUAUUGUGAGCAAAUUGACGGCUCGUGUUGCGAAAAUAGGUUAUGCUUUCUUGCUCAAUUGACAUGAUCGAAAGUUUCACGCGAAUAUAAUAUAUACACAAUUCACCUCGCUGAUCAUAGAAUGUCUUUCACGUGAAAUCACUGAUCGUGUGUCUUAAUUAGUUAUCAGGACUAAGUGUUCUAUCCUGUUAUCAGAAUUUAUCAGUAGAACAGAGAGUGACAAAUAGCAUAUAUGUCGAACGACAAAUGGGGAACGAAAAGAGUGCUCUACGUGGACUCGAAAUCGAGGACAAGGCUGUGGAAGUAACAGACUAUUGGAUGCAUUAUGAUGCAUGCAUACACGAUUCAAAUCUACAAAAACUGUCAAUCUUUAUCAGUGAACCGUCCUUGCAUUUCACGGCGACAUUUGGAAGGCCAUCACCAUUAGAGCGAGCGGCAAAGAAUUUCAUGCUACAUCGACAUCCUUGUAUCCUGAAAUAUAUCUCCUCAUGGAGCAAAGGUAGCAAGUUCUUUCUUGCUACGGAAGAAGCCAGGCCAUUAAUUCAAGUUAUUGAAAAGCAGAAUAUAUUACAAAUAUGUAUUGGCUUGCAUAGCAUUUUGCGAGCUUUAAUAUUUCUACAUGAGACAGCGUUGGCAUCACAUAACAAUAUAUGUAGCAGUUCUAUUUAUGUCACUGCAGAAGGAUAUUGGAAAUUGGGUGGAUUAGAAUGCCUAUGUAAAUUCUCAGAUGCAACACCGACGUAUUAUCAAAGAAUAAAAAGCUAUAGGUAUGAAAAAGGGAUAUCGCCAGGUGAAGACAUAGAUGAUUUAGUUAAAUCUGCUAAUCUUACUGCGAUUGAUUCCUAUGCAUUUGGAGUGUUGGCAGAAGAUAUUUUGAAAAACUUACAAGAUACAGAUGAAGCGCCAAAUUUAUUGGAAUUUAAAGAAUUCUGUAAAAAGAAUUUGCAAAAUGCAGAUGCAUGUUUGAGAACUAGAUUAUCGAAUAUACUACAACACACAUUUUUCACUCAUGAAUUUAUAAGAAUACAUGCAUUUCUAGAAGAAUUACCAUUAAAAACUGAUAUUGAGAGAGAAGAGUUUUUCACGAAAUUAAGACAGCAAUUACAGAUGUAUCCUGAGGCUGUUGUUGCUGAACAAUUAGGCAGGGUUCUUCUUUCUAGGAUAGUUUUAUUGGAUAGCACUGCUCAAGUAAAACUUUUACCUUUUAUUUUUAAGCCAAAAGAUGAGAAAAACGAUUUGGGAUCUAGUCUAUUUACAAUUUCUACUUUUAAGAAUAUUUUAGUACCAAGGCUUCUGCAGAUGUUUUGCAUUCGAGAUGUAUCUAUCCGUCUAUUGCUGUUGUCCCACUUCAAUUCAUUUGUACAUGUAUUUGAAGCGGAAGAACUAAAAAAUCAUAUUCUUCCUGAAUUACUUGUUGGAAUAAAGGAUACUAAUGAUGAUCUCGUCUGUGCUACAUUAAGGGCGUUAGCUAACAUUGUGCCAAUCUUGGGCGCAGCGACGGUUAUUGGAGGAAACAGAGGAAAACUGUUCACAGACGGUCGGCCAAACAAAAUGCUGAUGCAGAACAAAAACCUGGGUGAUAUUGAAAAAAGUUUAACAUUCACUCAGAAAAUACCUGUCUUCGUGAAUAUAGAGGAGAAUAAUGUACAUUUAUCGGAAAGGCCAUCACCGGACGGCGGUGAGGAUAAGAGAGAGAAAGAAUUUUUGCUUGGCGAGGAAGAGUGCACUUGGUCGGAUUGGGAAACGCAAGAAACAGUUGAGAACAAUCACACAAUAGAAGCUUCUUCAGAUAUUGUACAGACAGAAUUACAAAACAAUAUAAAACCGGAACAAAAUGAUGCGGACUUGUCCUUGCAACUAUCAGAAUCAUCAUCAGAUACGAUGAAAACAAAGUACACAAAGAAACUAGUGCUUUCUGAUAUUACAGAGCUUGAUAUAAAGAAUUCGAAGGUAAUAAAAACUCCAAAGGAAGAAUUUGAUUUCUUUACAGAUAUGGAGCCUGUGAUACAGAAGACACAGAUUUUGCACAUUCCAGAAACACACUCGCCGAAGAGUAUAUUUGAUGUAGAGACAUUAAAUGCCGCUUUGGAAGAACAUGACGAUAAUGACUGGGGGGAGGAUUUAAAUGAUUUAAGUAUAGAUGAGACAUAUGAAUUAGCAGAACAGUGUCCAUGAAAUUACAUUUAUAAAUUUGUUAAAUAUUACAUAAAUAAUUGAUCAUUUAA
This is a messenger RNA of Linepithema humile (Argentine ant), 2319 nucleotides long. Its product is annotated as protein-associating with the carboxyl-terminal domain of ezrin. The record is from RefSeq and is a predicted model, not a curated record. Lineage: Eukaryota; Metazoa; Arthropoda; Insecta; Hymenoptera; Formicidae.